AAUAAUGUCGUCUAAAAGCAGAAAAUUCGCCUUCGCCUUGCAUGCUAUGCACUUGCAAUUUUCUGGAAUUAUCUAUCUUAUCAAAAUUGAAAAUAAGAAUGAGAACAUUAUUUAUUGAAGUCAAGUUACCGACGAAUGGCGUUAUUCAUUUAAUUUUUUGAAAAAGUAUAUUGUACCGUGUAUAUUGAUAGAAGAAAAUUCAUAGGAACCUACGUGAAGUGAAAUAACAAUGGCAUACUCAUCGGCAGCGAUGGAAGAGCUACUCAGUGGCCUUACCGGUAUAGCAAGGGUUGUCAGAGCAGCUGACGAACUAGAUAUUUCCAAUCCGCCGAGCAAUAAAUCAGCCUCAGAUAAAUCUCAGUUAUUACUAGAACUGGCCAACUCGAAAACUCGGAAAAUUGAUCCUAAGGUAGAAAAACAACGGAAAAGUUUACCCAUUUAUAAGAAAAAAGACGAACUAAUCGAGGCUCUUACCAAGCAUCAAAUCCUGAUCAUAAUUGGUGAGACUGGUUCAGGUAAAACAACACAAAUCCCUCAAUACAUCGUUGAAGCUGGAUUAACAGUUACGGGUAAAGUUGGCUGUACCCAAUUACGUAGAAUGGCUGCUAAAGCUAUAGCUAAACGAGUAGCCAAAGAAAGGGGUACCCAAAUGGGUCAAGAAGUCGGUUACACGAUUCGUUUCGAGGAUAAAACCUCACCUCACACGAAAAUACAAUAUAUGACGGAUGGUAUUCUGUUGAGGGAGUGUACCUAUGAUCGAGCUCUGAGCAGUUUUGCUGCCAUAAUUUUGGAUGAAUCUCACGAAAGAACGAUCGAUACCGAUGUACUAUUAGCCGUACUGAAAAUGAUCACAGCUAGAAGAAGUGAUUUAAAAUUAAUCAUAUCUUCGGCUACCUUGGACGCAAAAAAGUUCUCCGAGUACUUCUAUAACGCUCCUGUUUUCACAAUUAACGGUAGGAUGUUUCCUGUCGAAGUCGAAUAUUUACGUCAUUGCGUCACCAUCACGAGUUACGUUUCCGAAGCUUGUCGAAAAGUACUAGAAAUCAAUCAAAGGGAACCCGAAGGCGAUAUAUUAAUUUUCAUGAGCGGUGAAGACGAUAUAGAAAAUUUAGCUGAUAUGCUGGAUCAAGAGAGUUAUAAUAUUUCAAGUUUAUACAAUAAAUUACAAAUUGUGCCCGUUUACGCUGCUUUGCCUUGGGAACACCAAGCUUUAAUAUUCGAAAAAGCUCAAGCUGGCUGCAGAAAGGUAGUCAUCGCUACGAACAUUGCUGAAACUUCUUUAACCGUUGAUGGAAUCCGGUACGUUAUCGAUGCUGGGUACGUUAAACAAAAAGUAUACGAUUCUCGUAAAGAUAGAGAGGUAUUGAAACGUAUCCGAGUGAGUCAAGCUCAAGCUAUUCAGAGAACUGGUCGAGCUGGUCGUGUUGGCCCUGGAAAGUGUUUCAGACUGUAUUCAGUCGACGAUUUUAUGACUAUGGCCAAAGCUGUCGAUCCUGAAAUCAGCAGGAGUAAUUUGACCAAUGCGGUUUUAUUGUUGAAAAAAAUGGGAUUUAAUGAUAUCUUCGAGAUAGAUUUUCUCGAUAACCCUCCUCGUGAAACUAUCCAAGAAGCUAUCGAUGAAUUGAAACUCUACCAAGCUCUGGAUGCUUACGGGAAUAUCACAGAAAUCGGUCACAAAAUGGCUGGGUUUCCUUUAGAACCCAAUUUAGCGAAAAUGGUGAUCAUUUCCGAGAAGUUGGGGUGCUCGGAAGAGAUAAUCACAAUAAUGGCGAUGCUUUCUGUCGCCAAUGUUUUCCAUAGACCAAAGAAACUGCGUAACGAAGCAGACUUAGCAAAAUCUCGAUUCUCUUCCAAUCACGGAGAUUUGGUUAGAUUACUGGAUGUUUACAGAACUUGGACAUACAAUCAGUACGAGCAAAAAUGGUGCAAAGAUAACUUUGUGAAUUAUCGUGCUCUCGAACAAGCUGCCCAAAUUAGGGAACAACUAGUCGACGUUAUGACGAAAAGGAACAUGAAGAUGAUAUCAUGCGGUCAUAAUAUGGUUGUCGUAUUAAAAUCCAUAUGCUCUGGAUUCUUUCAAAACCUUGCUGAGAAGCAGGUGGGACUUCUUCGCAAAAACUAUAAAUAUGUGACACGUCCCAAAGGUGAAGAAGUCUUUAUACAUCCUGGAAGCAGUUUAUUCAAAGUUCAUCCGAAUUGGGUAGUUUUCCAAAGAACUGUUCAAACUACUAAACCUUAUAUGAGGGAAAUAACGCCGGUUGAAGUAGAAUGGCUCAAAGAGUUCACUCCGAUGUUUGAUAAAGCUUCUCAGGUCUAUUGACUAUUGAUUUUUUUUACCAUUUUAUACGCGAUAUUCUACUCGAUGUUAUAUUAAGAUUUAAAUCAUUGUUUUAUUGCCUAGAUUGUAUCAAUUUUGUACCUACUAUUUUAUCGAGUUUUUCGAUCGCUUCCAAUUGAUUUAUUAUUUAUUCUUAUAAUUUUCUUCUUUCUUUUUUUUUACGAAUGUGGUAUUAAUCAUUUCGAUGUGAUAUUGUUAGUUUGUCGAAAAAUAUACUCGAUAAUUUUCAAAUUGA
Molecule: messenger RNA, 2573 nt
Organism: Planococcus citri (citrus mealybug)
Lineage: Eukaryota; Metazoa; Arthropoda; Insecta; Hemiptera; Pseudococcidae
Product: ATP-dependent RNA helicase DHX8-like
Exons: 12
Coding region: 230-2320 (696 amino acids)
Biological process (GO): spliceosomal complex disassembly
Cellular component (GO): catalytic step 2 spliceosome; intracellular anatomical structure
Molecular function (GO): RNA binding; RNA helicase activity
Source: RefSeq, a predicted model, not a curated record